Messenger RNA from Adineta steineri, 447 nucleotides. The record is from the annotation of a GenBank genome assembly. NCBI's taxonomy places the organism in Eukaryota, Metazoa, Rotifera, Eurotatoria, Adinetida, Adinetidae.
AUGAUAAUACACGGAGAAGAUUAUGAUAAAAACUUCAUAAAAGGUACACAAGAAUAUCAUGAUUAUCAAGAUGAUAUAUAUGAAAAUGAAAUUCUUUUGUUAACUAAUCGUUAUGUUAUUGGAUUAAAUUUACUUGAUUAUUUUUAUUCAAUAUUUUUUGGAAAAACUCUAUCGUUUAGUUUUGAACACCGUUUAAAUGCAUUAGAAAAAUUUAUAUUAAAAAUUUUAACAUCAGUUAUAAACGAACAUAUUGAAGAAUGUUAUACAGCUACUGAAAAUAAUAUUAUUUCUCAAGGUCAACGUCCAAGAAAACACUAUCAACAUCAAUCAAAAUUAGUUAUUGUUAUUGAUUUUGACUCAACAUUUAAUGUAACAACGAUUUAUUUACCUGUUCCCGAACUUAUAUUUAUUUGUUUAGCACAGCUGGUCUUUUUUGUACAACAAUGA